Ruditapes philippinarum (Manila clam) is the source of this 7083-nucleotide messenger RNA. Its product is annotated as transcriptional regulator ATRX-like. Gene Ontology annotation, cellular component: centriole. The record is from RefSeq and is a predicted model, not a curated record. Bases 318 to 5669 code for a protein of 1783 amino acids. Gene Ontology annotation, biological process: centrosome duplication; centriole replication; regulation of cytokinesis. Lineage: Eukaryota; Metazoa; Mollusca; Bivalvia; Venerida; Veneridae. The transcript has 15 exons.
UAGUUUUUGUUUUAGUUUAGUGAACUUUUGGUCACAUAUAUCUUCUAAAGCUUCUAUGAAAGGUCUUUGAGUUCUCUACAAACAAAAGAAUGUACUUGUGUUAUGUAUGUUUAUUGUAGGAAAAAUAGAAACACACCAAUAUUUGACACAUUUUCUUUUUGAUGCCAAUAUCUAAAUAGUCCCUCUUUUUAGAUAUAUUUUUAAAUCUUCAAAUAAGAAAAGAAUUUUUUAUUCUCUACAAUUCAGCUUACAUGUAAAAGUACAUGUAUGGAAAUUAUUUUGAAAUGAUUUGAAUUAGUUAAUGUUAAGAAGACACAAUGAUGGGAAAUAAUCGAGGUUUAGGAAACAUUAGUUUUAGACAUAGGAGACUUAAGGCUCCAGAUAUGGCUGAUUUGUUAGAAUAUUUUGAGGCACGAAGUCGUGCUCUUGAUGACGAGGGCCAGCCAGUGUUGGAUGCUUCCACGUUGCAGUUCAUGUCCCUCAUCAAGUUUAAUGGGAUCUCUAUUCUACCUCCUGUUCUGACUCCAGGAAGAAGGGAAGAAAUGGUAUCAUAUAAACAUGAGGCAUUGAGAAGAGAAAAAUGUACCCGUGCUAAAAAGAAGGAUGAGUUACAUGCCAAAGUACAGUCAAUAGUUGCUGGAGUAGAGAGUACAUACUCAUUAAAAAGUCGUAGCCAGCUGCCAAGAACAAAUGGAAUGUACAAAUUACUAGAAAGAAGAGCUGCCAAGCAAGCUUCAAAAUUUGUUAAAUCUACAAAGUCUUCUUCUCCUGCUUCUAAGAGAAAAUCUGAUAGACACAGUUCAGAGGUCAUAUCAAAGGUGACAAGCAAGAUCACAAAUCCUGCUGGUGUAAAAGUGCCAUCUGAAAUAGUGGUCAAUGUAACAGGAAAAGACAUUAAUUCCCCUAAUGCAAAAACUUUAAGUAAGUCUUCAGCAACAAAGCAUGCAAUGUCUCCUGCAAGGUCAGCACCUCAAAGUAGUGGUGAUGCUAAACAGAAGGAGCCCACAAAUUAUAACUCUUUAGGUAAAGUAGGAAGUUUAUCUAAACAAAAGUCUUUCUCUUCACAACAUCUAGAUAGAUCAGGGAUACAGGGAGAAAAACUUGAUUCUAUAAACUCUUCAAAAGAUCUUUCAUCUCCAAAUGCCAGAGCUCUACUACCCCAUCCACCUGUUGGUCGACCACCCUCAAGAGGUUUGAGGCAGUCCUCUUCAACCCCAGAUCUCAGAAAUAUAGAUGCUGGUAUUAAAACUGAGGAUUUGAGGAAACCUAUUGUAUCUGGCAAAAGUUUUUCUCCUAAAGGAGGUCGACCUCAAGCAUAUGAACAUGACAAGUCCAAGAUAAUUGGCCAACAAGAUAACAAAAAUACUAAACUUAAGGAUAAAAAAGAAAGCAUUAAAAUAAAUAAAUCUGAUGACAGUAAAGUCAAAUCUGAAAUUUCAAAUAAAAGGAAAGAGAUUGUUAAUGAUUCAAAAAUUAAACAGAAUGAAACUGGGUUAAAGAAAAUGAGUCUAGAUACUAAAGAGAAAGAAAGAAAAAGAAAAACUAGUUCAAAGUCUCACUUUGAUUAUCAAUUACAAAAUCCGCUGGAAAUUUUGGAACAGGAACUUUCAAAGGAACAGGAAAAAGACAUGAAUAAAAGAUUUGCUAAACCAAAUGUUGAAGGUGCUGCAGGGGAGGUUAGACAAGAUCUUGACCCCAUUCAAACAGCUACAGCAGAGUUGUUCCCCUUCCCUAUUUCAGAGGAACAAGCAUUAGCUACCCUUGAUUCAUUGCAGUCAGACUUUGCUUCCUUAGAGCAGUUUGAUUCUUUGCCAAGUGAUUAUAACGGAAUACCACUAACAUCUCUUAAACAACAACAAAUUAUUCAUAUGCUGACAAAAUUGUCAAAGGCAUUAAAUAUGGAAGAUACUCUAACCUCAACAACCACUAGUAACAUUGGUUUUGAACCUGCUGGACAAGGUGCAAGAGUUGAGAAUACCUGUGAUAACAGAAGUGUUCCAAAUGGUGCUAUAGGGCAGAGUUCCGAAAAUUCUGGCCAGUCAGAUUUGUCUGAGGCAGUAAAUGAGUUAUCAGUAAGUGGGACGAAUGAAAGUAAUGUUUCAAACAGUUCAGUUCAAAACUCUAGUGCCCAUUCAAGGUCAAGGAUGAGUCCCACUGGAUCUUCUAUAUUGAGUUCAGCAAGUUCAGUAAGUGCCUCUCGUUCAAGAAUGAGUCCAAAGUCAUUGAAAAAUACUGUUCACUUUUCUACACUUGUGACAGAAAUUAGUACAAGUGCCAGUCAGUCCUAUGAAGAUAAAAUAUCAUACAGAAAACUUGACAUAACUCCAAAAAGUAGUCAAAAUUUUGAAGAUUCUACUGAUGGGAGCAGAGAGUCAAGAAAUUUAAAUGAAGGCCAAGAGGCAGGACCUGAUGCAUCAUUAGAAGUGCCUUCUAGUGAUGGUAGAAAUAUGUUAAGUAAAGUUGCCUUAAGUCCAAAUAUUGAUUCUCCUUCUGGAUCUCCAGGAGAAUUUCAGAAUCAACACCCAUUUGAGAAUAGUAGUCAGGAAAGUGAUCUUAACACUUCUGAUAAAGAGAAUGAGUUUGUGCCAGCAGAUACUGAAAGUUCAGAUGAUAAUUUACCUAGUGGAUCAAAUGUUAGAUCUGGUAGAAAUCAACCUGUGUUAAAUGUGUUUACUGUCAAUAUGCCAGAAGGACCUAUUGGAGAAAAUCAUCCAGCAGUUGUGCAUAUGAAAUCUAGUAUCAAAUCUGAUAUGCCUUUUGGAAGCUCUGUGAAAGAUGGUCAAGAAAAAGUUUUGCAAGAGAACUUUUCAAAAGCCAACAUGAAUUUAGACUCCCAGUAUCGUUAUUGCACAAGUACAGCAGAUUUAGACAGGUAUAUUCAAGGUAAAGUGUCACAUGAUGAUAGUAUCAGUAGAAGUUCAAUGCAAGAUGAGAUUACUAAAUCUUACAUGCUUUCCCAUUAUAAACCAGAUCAAGGCAACUAUCAAGUUUACGAAAACUUUGAAUUUAAGAAACCCAAGAAAAUAGCUAAAGAAUUGCAAGAGUUGGAUGAUUCCUCAGUAAUUUUAAAGCCAGUUAUUUUUAGUAAAACUGGAAAUUCUUUGAAAGAAAAUAGGUCAAUGUUAGAUGAGGAAGACAUGAUAAGGAGUAAUUUGCAUAAAGUUCAACUUGAAGAUACAGAUAGCGAAGAUGAAAAUAGAACGGAAUAUUCCAAGACUUGGCUGGAAAAAGAUGACUGUAAGUCGGAACAAAGUGAAACUGUAAAAGAUAUUCCAAAUUUCCCACACAUGGGGUUUCAAAAUGUUUAUCUUGGUAAAAUUGAAACAGAGCAUGAACUUGAAGAAAUAGAUAGGCCUAUUGAAAGUGAUGAAAACAGUGAUAAUAAUAGACAGAAAUGUAGAGACUUAAAAAGUCAGAAUGAAAAAAAUGAGUUGGAUGUUAUGCAAAGUGAUGACCAAGAAAUAGAAGAAGAAGAUGAUGAUGAUAAUGGGGAUGAUGAUGAUGAUAAUGAUGAUGAUGGUAUGAAAGGUUAUAUUGAGAAUAAAAUUUGUUUUGAACAGCUUACCAAAUCUGAUGAAAAGAUUAAUCAAGCAAUGUUGUUACAAGAAGAAAUAAAUCAGAAAGUGCAAGGAAACCAUGAACAGUCAAUCAAAAUACAGACAGACAAAAAAAAUCGGGAAAAUUCUGGAAAUGUGAGAGUACAAGGAAACAUUAAAAAACCAGUCGAAAUUCAUGAAAAUACUGACCACAUUAUCAGUAUUCAGAAUAAUAAUGAACAACCAGCCAGAGUUCAUGAAGACAGUGACUGUCCAAUCAGAAUUCAAGAGAUUGAAAGAGAGGAGGAAGCUAAAGCUGAACACAUUCAAAAAUAUUUAAAUCAAGUUCAUGAACAUUCACUUCAUCAUGAAGAUGAAGACGAUGACAGUUUGAGUAGACAAAGUACACAAAACUAUCCUAAUGUUAUAGAGGACAUAGGUACACUAAUUCAAACUUACACAUCCAGUAUUCAGUCUAUGAAUCAUCUCUCACAAGAGGAAUUAUUCAAGAUGCAGUCAGAUCAGUUUGAGCUGAUACAACAGAAGUUGAUUGAGCAUCAGCGAGCUCAACUAGAAGAGUUAUUUGUAGCUCAAAGAAAGGAGCAAAUGAGUUUACAACAUGAAAUAGAGGCAUACCAGCAUAACAUAAAUUCUCUAGAUACAUGUAGUGAUGUUAGUUUACCCAUGGACCCUCUUAAGCCUCAGAUGGGAAGGUCAAUGCCACAGGUCUCCCAAGCAUGGCAGUUACAUCAACAAUUGCCCACACAUAGUUCAGCAAAAAGUCCACCAUUUCAUGUACAACCGGUAGCAUAUCAGAACCCAGAAAUGUCUUUUAACACAAGUUAUAGCACUAUUGCACCAUACCCAGAGCCUGGUAGAGCUGCACCAGGACCAUAUCAAGAUCCAAGAAUGGCUUCCACUAUUGAUUCACGAGCUGGUGUGGUAAUGGAUGUUCCAAUGGGUUAUAUACCUGAUCCCAAUAUGAGUAGUAUUAGUCAUAACACAAGUUACAGCACUAUACCAAAUAGAGAUCCAGGUAUGCUAAAAGGUAUCCAAUCCCCUCUGCAACAACUUAGUGUGAUCAAAAGCCAGGACCCAGGUUCAAGCCAUUCCAGUAAUCCUUUCAUCUAUCCAUCUAGUCCAAGUUUGUACAUCAAUCCAAAGGAUAGAGAUAAUGUGUCAGAAGUGAGUGGUUUUGCUAAGGCCACUCCAAAACAGCUAGUAUUCUCAAACCAGUCAACACCAGUACCUGUUGUAAGGACAUACAAACCUAUACAACAUUCUCCUUUGAAGCAGAUGUCAAAUCCCCAUCAAAGCAGAUAUACAAUACCUGAUGCGGUAUUUGACCCAGCAAUGCAGCCUAAGUUUGAUAAAGUGUCUGCUGCAGUGAAAGGGUAUCUCACACGCCGUCUGUUAAAGACACCAAAAGUUCAGGAAAUUAUCCAGAAACUAUCUGAUACCCGAAAUUUUGCCUUUAGCUUCCAAGCAGAGACCCCAAUUAAAAAAGGGACAUUCUCAAGGGAAGAUAGAACACUGCUUGAACGUAUUGUCAAUCAGCUGCAGGCCUCUUUACUGGACAUCCAUGAGAUAUUUUUUGUUAUACCUGUAUCAGAAAGAAUAUCAAUUAUUUCUGCUGCCAGACUACUAGAGGAGGAGAGAAGAAUGAAGGAGUCUCAGAGAUAUAGUUCCGAAAGUGUGUUUAAAUCUCAACCUAAGCUAAGCCAGGCAACACUGAAAGCUAUGGAGAGAAAGAAGAAAGCUCAAUUGGCAGAAGAAUCUAUUUUUGGAAGUGUUGAGUUUCGAUCCAAGUCAGCCCCGCCCACAACUAGUAGUCCACACCUUUCAACUGAUGUCAGUGGUCCUUUACGCAGACACUACCAUUCUUUAUUUGUCAGGGCUUUACGACCAAUACAAGGUCAGAUUUCACCAAUCACAGGGGACCAUCAGGUCACUGUCAGAGAAAUGAAGGAAAGACCAAGGUCUACAUUAGAGAAGAGAAAGUCUAGUGAUACAGGCAGUAAAGCCAAGAAAACAGGUAGCAAGAAAGCAGCAUCAAGUACUGGAAAUAGUAAGCAAAAAUCUAUACCUGCAAAUACAACAAAAAUAAAGAAGAUGGAGAAAGCAUGGAGAUGAUGAUAAACAACACCUAAGAAAUGACUUAGUUUUACUUUAUCAUUAACAACUUACAUUGAAUACAUUCCUAUUUUAUUAUUUGUUUAAAAACAGCCACAAAAAUCAGAAUAAGUUUUGUGUUAUUUUUAAACAGUUUAUAGUUGUGCUAUGAUAUGGUUUUGAAUGUGUAAGAAUUUGUGAUUAAUCUUUCAGUAUUAUGCUAGAUGAUCAACAAAAGUCAUAGAGUGUUUUGUAGUUGAUUCACAUACUAGACAAUACAAUUGUUAUUUGAUGCUGAGUAGACAUUAUUUUAGCCAUUUCAAAUUCAAUUGUUUGACAUAUUAAGUCAUACGGAAAAUCAGGUUUUGAUUUUUGCUAUAUUUGGGGGGCACUUAAUAUUGUGGGAAAAAAAGCUAGCUUAUUAUGCCACCGCAGCAUCUGCGAUGCGGUGGCAUAUAGCGAUUCACCUGUGUGUGUGUUUGUUUGUGUGUGUGUGUGUGUGUGUGUGUGUUAUAUAGAUUAUAUAGUGAACUUAAAAAAUCUUCUUGUGAAAAACCACUAGUCCAAUUUAAACCAAACUUGGCAGGAUUGAUCCUUGGGUGAAGGGCUUCCAAAGUUGUUCAAAGAAUUUCAUUCCAUGCAGAAAUCUGGUUGCCAUGGCAACCAAAAGGAAUUAUAAGAAUAAAUUUAAAAAAUCUUCUUGUAAAGACCCAGAAGGCCUAGAGCUUAGAUAUUUUGCAUAAGGCAUUGUCUGGUAGACCUCUACCAAGAUUGUUCAAAUUAUAGCCCUGGGGUCAAAAUCGGCCCCGCCCCAAGGGUCAUUGAUUUUCACUAUAUGUACAUAUAGUAAAAACUAAAAAUACCUUCUUGUAAAGACCCAAAAGGCCUAGAGCUUAGAUAUUUUGCAUAAGGCAUUGUCUGGUAGACCUCUACCCAGAUUGUUCAAAUUAUAGCCCUGGGGUCAAAAUGGGCCCCGCCCCGGGGGUCAUUGAUUUUCACUGUAUGUACAUAUAGUAAAAACUAAAAAUACCUUCUUGAAAAGAACCAAAAGGGCUAGAGCUUAGAUAUUUUGCAUAAGGCAUUGUCUGGUAGACCCUUACCAAGAUUGUUCAAAUUAUAGCCCUGGGGUCAAAAUUGGCCCGGCCCCAGGGGUCAUUGAUUUUCACUAUAUGUAAAUAUUGUUAAAACUUAAAAUACCUUCUUAUAAGGACCCAAAAGGCCUAGAGCUUAGAUAUUUUGCAGAAGGCAUUGUCUGGUAGACCUCUACCCAGAUUGUUCAAAUUAUAGCCCUGGGGUCAAAAUCAACCCCGCCCCGGGGGUCAUUGGUUAUCCUUACAUGUAUAUAGUAAAAACUUACCGUAAAAACUUUAAAAAAAAUCUUCUAGUAAUUGACAAAUGCUAGAGGUAAGAUAUUUUGCAUGAAACAUAGUGUAGU